AUGCAGGAGCUACGUCUGCUGUGCUGGGCGGUCCUCCUGGGCCUGGCGCAGGCCUGUCCUGAGCCCUGCGACUGCGGGGAGAAGUACGGCUUCCAGAUCGCCGACUGCGCCUACCGUGACCUGGAGGCCGUGCCACCCGGCUUCCCCGCCAACGUGACCACGCUGAGCCUGUCAGCCAACCGGCUGCCGAGCUUGCCAGAGGGGGCCUUCAGGGAGGUGCCCCUGCUGCAGUCACUGUGGCUGGCGCACAACGAGAUUCGUGUGGUGGCCGCCGGCGCCCUGGCCCCGCUGGGCCAUCUCAAGAGCCUGGACCUCAGCCACAACCUCAUCUCUGACUUUGCCUGGAGCGACCUGCACAACCUCAGUGCCCUCCAGUUGCUCAAGAUGGACAGCAACGAGCUGACCUUCAUCCCCCGGGACGCCUUCCGCAGCCUCCGCGCCCUGCGCUCGCUGCAGCUCAACCACAACCGCCUGCAGACGCUGGCUGAGGGCACUUUCGCGCCGCUCACCGUGCUGUCCCACCUGCAGAUCAACGAUAACCCCUUCGACUGCACCUGCAGCAUCGUGUGGUUCAAGACGUGGGCCCUGACCACGGCCGUGUCCAUCCCGGAGCAGGACAACAUCACCUGCGCGUCGCCCCAUGUGCUCAAGGGCACACCGCUGAGCCGCCUGCUGCCGCUGCCCUGCUCGGCGCCCUCCGUGCAGCUCACCUACCAGCCCAGCCAGGACGGCGCCGAGCUGCGGCCUGGCUUCGUGCUGGCCCUCCACUGCGACGUGGAUGGGCAACCGGCGCCCCAGCUUCACUGGCACAUCCAGACGCCGGGCGGCACCGUGGAGAUCGCCAGCCCCAACGUGGCUGCUGACGGGCAGGCCCUGCCCGGCGCCCCGGCGGCCAGCAGCCGGCUGCGCUUCCGGGCCUUUGCCAACGGCAGCCUGCUCAUCCCCGACUUCGGCAAGCUGGAGGAGGGCACCUACAGCUGCCUGGCCACCAACGAGCUGGGCAGUGCGGAGAGCUCGGUGAACGUGGCGCUGGCCACACCUGGGGAGGGUGGCGAGGAUGCGCUGGGGCGCAGGUUCCACGGCAAAGCGGCCGAGGGGAAGGGCUGCUACACGGUGGACAACGAGGUGCAGCCCUCGGGUCCGGAGGACAACGUUGUCAUCAUCUACCUCAGCCGCGCUGGGGGCCCCGAGGCUGCAGCAGCAGGAGAAGGGGGCCCUGGGCAGCAACCCCCCGGCCUGCUCCUGCUAGGCCAGAGCCUCCUCCUCACCUUCCUCACUUCCUUCUAG
Molecule: messenger RNA, 1287 nt
Organism: Odobenus rosmarus divergens (Pacific walrus)
Lineage: Eukaryota; Metazoa; Chordata; Mammalia; Carnivora; Odobenidae
Gene: ISLR
Product: immunoglobulin superfamily containing leucine-rich repeat
Exons: 1
Coding region: 1-1287 (428 amino acids)
Molecular function (GO): protein binding
Source: RefSeq, a predicted model, not a curated record